CGGACGCUUAUCGGCCUGGAUUCGCAAUGAGAGCCCCCAGCCGGCGAACGUUCUCUCUCAGCACUCCCAUAGCCAGGAGAGAGUAGGCCGAGUCAGUCAUGGCCCCGCCCGAACCGAAAGUCAAAGUACGCGUGUCGGAGACCACACCGCUCCUCCAGGCCGACGCGCUCGAGCCGCAGCCGACCGACCCCGAGGUGGUCGCGUACGAGACGGAGGCACCCGCUGCGCGUGCAGAAGGCCGGGACGCCGAAGAAAACGGGGAUGAGGUUGUGAAAGAUGCACCCACCGGUGCCGCGUUGUUCGCUAUCGUGCUCCCACUAUCCAUAGGAGUCUUCCUCGUCUCGAUGGACGGCACGAUCGUCGCAUCCUGCUACGCGUCCAUCGGCUCCGAGCUCAACCAGCUCCAAAACACGAGCUGGAUAGCAAGCGCCUACAUGCUCACCAUGACCAGCUUCCAGCCUCUGUAUGGCAAACUGGCCGACAUUUUUGGUCGCAAACCGUGCCUCCUCUUCGCGUACACCAUCUUCGGUCUCGGUUGCCUCUGGUGCGGCCUCGCACGCUCGAUGCCCGAGCUCAUCCUUGCCCGCGCGUUUGCCGGCGUAGGUGGCGGCGGGAUGUCCACUGUCGUGUCCAUCAUCAUGAGCGACAUCGUUCCCCUCCGGAAUCGCGGAACGUGGCAGGGAAUCAUCAACAUCAUCUGGGCUUCCGGCGGCGCCACUGGUGCACCCCUCGGCGGCGUCCUCUCGGACACCAUCGGCUGGCGCUGGGCGUUCAUCCUGCAGUUCCCUGCCACCCUCCUCGCCUUCACCUCUGUUUCGCUCCUCCUGCACCUCCCCUCGCCCUCCCACGCUGACUUCUUUACCAAGCUCCGCCGCAUUGACUUCCUUGGCUCGGCCCUGCUCGUUUUUGCGGUCUCCUCCCUCCUCCUCGCGCUCGACAACGGCGGCAACGUGUCCUGGGCCGUGCCCUCCACCCUAGUCCCUCUCCUCCUCUCGAUUCUUCUAUUCGCCCUCCUCGUGUUUGUAGAGACGAACCCUCGCCUUGCCAAAGAGCCCCUCGCGCCAUCCCGCAUCGUUGGUGCGCCGCACCUCCUCGCCGCCUACCUCUGCAACUUCUUCGGCAUGGCCGCUGCCAUGGCGGCCACCUUUACCGCGCCGCUCUAUCUUCAGGCCGCGCGCGCUUUCACGCCUACCCGUGCAGGGCUCACCCUCCUCCCCGGCGUCCUCGCAGGAGUCACCGGCUCGCUCUCCGCGGGCAUCAUCAUGCAGAAGACCGGUCGCUUCUACGCGCUCACUAUCGUCGAGUACGCAAGCCUCACCCUCGGCGCGCUCAUCAUCGCGCUCUGGACAGGCGCGCUCGGCUGGAGCUACGCGCUCCUCCUCACCGGCUUCGUGUGCCUGUCCCUCGGCAACGGCGGCGGCAUCACCUCGACCCUCAUCGCGCUCAUCGCCAAUGCCGGCGCGGCCGACCAGGCGAUCGCGACCGCCGUGUCCUACCUCUUCCGCUCGCUCGGCUCCGUCGUCGGCGUCUCCGUUGGAGGUUCGCUCGUCCAGGACGCACUCCGUCAGCGCCUCCGUCAACGCCUGCCCGGGCACGCCGCGGACGAGAUCGUCGCCCGCGUGCGCGAGUCGCUCACGUACGUCGACACGUUACCGGACGCGACGCGCGCCGCCGUGCGCAGCUCGUACGAGGACGCGGCGCAGGUUGCGUUCUGGUUCGCCGUCGGUAUGGCCGCGUGCGCGUUCGUGAGCAGCUGGUUCAUGAAGGAAAAGCCGUUGCCCGGGCGCGCCCCCGCUGCCGCAAACGGCACCCGUACUCCAGAGACGUCGAGCGCGGACGGGAGCGGCUCAGAGUCGGAUGGAAGGUGAUUACGAGAGGGAAUGCGAAACAGGAGUUCUCCUAUAGAUGUACAACCACGUACAGCGCAUAACAAUAGACAUAAACCGUGGUCCGGC
Punctularia strigosozonata HHB-11173 SS5 is the source of this 1955-nucleotide messenger RNA. RefSeq names its product MFS general substrate transporter. Gene Ontology annotation, molecular function: basic amino acid transmembrane transporter activity. NCBI's taxonomy places the organism in Eukaryota, Fungi, Basidiomycota, Agaricomycetes, Corticiales, Punctulariaceae. Gene Ontology annotation, cellular component: fungal-type vacuole membrane. The record is from RefSeq and is a predicted model, not a curated record. Bases 99 to 1868 code for a protein of 589 amino acids. The transcript is spliced from 2 exons. Gene Ontology annotation, biological process: transmembrane transport; basic amino acid transport.